Molecule: messenger RNA, 5415 nt
Organism: Marmota monax (woodchuck)
Lineage: Eukaryota; Metazoa; Chordata; Mammalia; Rodentia; Sciuridae
Product: cytochrome P450 1B1
Exons: 3
Coding region: 427-2058 (543 amino acids)
Molecular function (GO): oxidoreductase activity, acting on paired donors, with incorporation or reduction of molecular oxygen; monooxygenase activity; heme binding
Source: RefSeq, a predicted model, not a curated record
UUCUCGCUCUACAGCCCUUAAAACCCGGAGAAUCGGAUGGCGCGUGUAGUCUUUGGAGUGUGUGCAAACACCUCUGCGACGCCAGCUGUGAGAGCCGCCCGGGGGGCAUGAGGGCUGGGAACUGACUCCACUCUUCAAUCUCCUGCUUCAUUCCAACGCUCUGAGAAAAUCCUGACUUUCGCAGAGCCCCAGGUGCAGCAGGGCUCCACAAAGGAGGUACCUUUUUCCGUCCCCAUCCCAGUCCAAGGGCUCUUGGUUCUGUGGACACCAAGAGACUCCAAAGUGAGUGCUAAAGCUCCCAGAGAGGGCAAGAGGUGUCCAGGAAGGACUUCCAGGUUCCUGUCGACUCUCGGGUUGACGUCCUACCCUCAGCCCCUUUUUGGAGCCGGUCGUCCCGCGCCGCUGGAAACCGCACCUCCCCGCAGCAUGGCCACGGGCCUCAGCCCAGAUGAUCCGUGGCAGCUGAGCGCGCUGUCUGUCCAGCAGUCUACGCUCCUGCUGCUCCUCUCCGUGCUGGCCGCGGUGCACGUGGGUCAGUGGCUUUUGAGGCAGCGGCGGCGGCAGCCCUGGUCCUCGCCCCCCGGCCCAUUCCCAUGGCCACUGAUCGGAAACGCCGCGGCAGUGGGCCGGGCGUCGCACCUGUCCUUCGCACGUCUGGCGCAGCGCUAUGGAGACGUCUUCCAGAUCCGCCUGGGCAGCUGUCCGGUGGUGGUGCUGAAUGGCGAAAGCGCCAUCCACCAGGCCCUGGUGCAGCAGGGUGCUACCUUUGCUGACCGGCCGUCCUUUGCCUCCUUCCGCGUAGUGUCGGGCGGCCGCAGCCUGGCUUUCGGCCAUUACACGGAGCAGUGGAAGGCGCAGCGGCGCUCGGCGUGUAGCAUAAUGCGCGCCUUUUCCACGCGCCAGCCGCGCAGCAGACAUAUCCUCGAGGGCCACGUGCUGGGGGAGGCGCGCGAGUUGGUGGCACUACUGGUGCGCGGCAGCGCUGGAGGCAACUUCCUCGAUCCCACGCAGCCCAUAAUCGUGGCGGUGGCUAAUGUCAUGAGCGCCGUGUGCUUCGGCUGUCGCUACAAUCACGACGACGCCGAAUUCCUCGAGUUGCUUAGCCACAACGAGGAGUUCGGGCGCACAGUGGGUGCCGGCAGCUUAGUGGACGUGCUGCCCUGGCUGCAGCUUUUUCCCAACCCGCUGCGCACCACUUUCCGCGAGUUCGAGCAGCUUAACCGCAACUUCAGCAACUUUGUCCUGGAUAAGUUCCGGAGGCACCGCGAACGUCUUCGUCCUGGGUCCAUCCCCCGCGACAUGAUGGAUGCCUUCAUCCUCUCCGCAGAAAAGAAGGUAUCUGAGGACUCGGGAGACGGGCUCGCGCGGCUGGACUUGGAGAACGUGCCGGCCACUGUCACCGACAUCUUUGGAGCGAGCCAGGACACCCUCUCCACUGCGCUACUGUGGCCGCUUAUCUUCUUCACCAGGUAUCCUGACGUGCAGGCUCGUGUGCAGGCCGAAUUGGAUCAGGUGGUGGGGAGGAACCGCCUGCCCUGUAUGGGUGACCAGCCUAACCUGCCCUAUGUUAUGGCUUUUCUCUACGAAACCAUGCGAUUCUCCAGCUUUAUGCCUGUCACCAUCCCCCACGCCACCACUGCCAACACCUUCGUUUUGGGUUACUACAUCCCUAAGGACACGGUGAUUUUUGUAAACCAGUGGUCUGUGAAUCAUGACCCGGUGAAGUGGCCUAACCCGGAGGACUUUGAUCCAGCCCGAUUCCUGGACAAAGACGGCUUCAUUAACAAGGAGCUGGCCAGCAGCGUCAUGAUUUUUUCCGUGGGCAAGCGGCGGUGUAUCGGUGAAGAGCUGUCUAAGAUGCUGCUGUUUCUCUUCAUCUCCAUCCUGGCUCACCAGUGCAAUUUCAAGGCCAACCAAAACGAGCCCUCGAAAAUGAGCUUCAGUUAUGGCCUGACCAUUAAACCCAAGUUCUUUAAAAUUCACGUCGCUCUCAGAGAGUCCAUGGAGCUCCUUGAUAGUGCUGUCCAAAAGUUGCAAACUGAGGAAGCUGGCCAAUGAGAAGCCAGAAAGCAAGCCGAAAUUGAAGUCUCGGGGGAUGAGGAGGAAAAUUUAGUGUUUUGUUUUGUUUUCCCCCACUAAUUCCUCUUUGAUGCCACUUCUCAAUUAGCCUCUAAGAUGUAUGUAAAUCAAGAAGCCUGUAGGAGAGGCUUGUUCCCCACUGAGUAGCUCCUUGUGAGGUGCAGGAGCUCUGGGAAAAGUUUUUGAAUCACAGUCACAGGGCCCAAGGAAUUUAUAUUGGAUCAUGGUAAUAAUAAUUUCUUAAGGGAGUAUUCUUUGGAGUUAACAGAUACAUAUACAUAUGCACACAAUUAUCUAAUGAAGUAUUUCAGUAAUUAUGCCUUUUUAGUGGAUCCCGUGGUGGGGAGGAACCACCUGCCCUGUAUGGGUGAGCAGCUUAACCUGCCCUAUGUUAGUUAUGGCUUUUUAGAUUGAGCCUCUAUGUGCAGAAAUCAUUUUCUUAGAAAACUGUACUAAGCAAAAUUUCGGGAUAUAUUGAAGAUGCAAAGGCAAGUAAUUUCCGUGUAAGGUAUGUGAUUGAGGGUGAUAAGGGAAAAUGUAAAGACCAGAAAUUCCCUUCUUACCUUUUUAGCAAAAUGGCUUAGAGAGACUGUAGUACCGCUGGGUAGAUUUAACUUUUUGCUUAUUGAUAUGCUUCCCUACUUCAGGAUGAAUCAUAAAGUCAGUUGCUUAAAAAGAAAUUAAUAAUUGAAUUAAUGAUUGGAGUGCAUUUCAGAGAUUUAUCAUGAAAUUUAAAGUGUAAAUUAUUUAACUACAAAAUUCCAAGCUGAACUUGUACCUCUCUCUUGGUUGCCAAGGUACAGUGUUUCAAUUUUGAGAAAAAAAAUAUAUUUGCCAUUUCAGCUAAACUUUCAGUUAUAUGAUUGUAAUGUACUGAUGUCAGCAAGUCUUAUAAGCUAAAAAAAAAAACACCCAUGUCACUGAAUAGUAUUUAACAUAUAUGUAUAUAUACAUAUCUAUGCACAGAUAUAUACACAUUACAUAAUCGUUCAUAAACAGUAUGUUAAUAUUAAUUAUUUUGAUCAUGAAAAGGUGGAAUAGUAUGUCUCAUAUUAUAUUGAAAAUCAAAAAGUACAAUCAGUUCAACAAGGUAUGGUUCCAGUACCUUAAAUAAGCCUGAUUAAAUCAACCACCUAUUUUUUUUUUUGACAUGAAAAACCAAGUCAAAGCAAGAUUUCUUUUCUCAUCCAAGUUUUGGACAAUGAACAGAUCCCAAAAUUAAGUUAGUAAGAUGUAUUCUUAUUUUAUAAUGUUUUAUUAAAAUUGUAUUCACAAUAUAGUUUCUCCUUUUGAAAUUGAUGCAGUUAAUAUGUUGAAAUUUCAAACUCUUAGCAUGUUAAAUUUUAAGUUAAUUUAAAGUCCUUUCUGAUUACUGAGUUCCAGUUGAAACUAUUAGGAAUCUUGAUCGUUUGGAAAGCGAGACAAUCUAACGUUUGCUGGGAGGAGAAUGAAAAUACCAUAAAUUAUCUGGAUGUUCUCUUUCAUAGGUAACAAGGGGGGAAUUCCCAUUAUAAUUGAUUAGUUUCUCUUUUAAGUGAUUAAGCAGUUUAGCAUUGAUGUUUGUUUUUUUAAAUGUCAGAAUCAGGACCAGCCUCUUUGGAGGCUGUUUUGAGAGGGGCACUCUAAGACACAGGAGCUGAUCACAUCGGUUGUGUUAUUUGGGAUAAAUUGCUUUGGGAGCUGAAAAAAAAAUGAAACUUGAACAAGAUGUACGGAUUAUGAAAUAACCUGAAAACAUUUUUUAAAAAGAGAUGGAAAGAAUACAAAAGUAUACAAAGGAGGCUUCACGUUUUUAUUUUCAUUGCAAUGGAACUUCCAAAACAAAUUCUACAGAAUCCUGAGAGCUUACUGUUUGCUCUCUUUUAUUAAGCUUUUUUUUUUUAAUUUUAAAAUCAAAAUUCAAAGGAAGGAGUGUACAAUGGUUUAAUAUGUGGGUGGUGGGAAGAGAAACAGAAAGAUGGCUAAGCAUCUUCCCACCAUUCCAGAUUAAUUUAACUGAAGCACAAAAUUUGAAGCAUGAACAUUUAGGAAAAAAAGAUGCUUGGUGUGCCAGCAUUAAAUCUCUAGAUUUUUUUUUUAAAUCUAUAACAUAGCAGAUCUAUUUUGUAGUUUGGAAUAUCAUAUUAAUACAAUUUUUUAUUUUAAAAUUUCAUAAUCAUAUCUUUUGAAGAUGAAAAGUUGUGCCAGUAUUUUUAAAGGCAUUAAAGCCAAUUAAACAAAUUAGGCUUACCCAAUACACUUCAGUUUUUAGGCACUAUUUCAAAAAGUUAUGCCCCAGCAGACAAUAACUCUGGCCUCCUGUAGCCAAUUUAUUCCGAGAGAUGUGUAAUAGCAAAAAUAUUAAGGCACUGAUCUGGAUGCCUCAUUACCAACCAGGUCCAGAGUGUGAUCACCUGGUUUUUUUUUUUUUUUUUUUUUUUUUUUUUUUUUUUAUGUUGAGCUCAGUUGUCCCUGGAUGCUUGAGGCAAAGGGAAAGCUGGGCUUGUAUGAGAAAACCUAGGUUCUUGGAGGUUACCUGUCUUAUUUAGUAUGCUUAUAACCUAGUUAAAGGAAGGAAAAUAAAACCAAAAAUGAAUAAAAAUAACCAAAUUUGGUGACUAUGGUAAUCAGAUUACUGGCUUAAUCAGAAAACCUCAUUUUAUUUCUGCCAGAGUUAGUUAUUUGCUGAUCACCAUUAAGGUCAGAACAUCUACUUCAGGUUAUCAUAGUAGUUAAAGUAUAUUGUUUAUUAAAUGCCUCACUUAUAUGUUAAAGCUUUGACUGUGUAAGAAAUGUUUUUUUCCAAAAUAAAAAGAUGUCUCAGGUUUGUUUUGUGUAUUAUCUAAAAGCUUUCAUGUCCCAGAACUUAGCCUUUACCUGUGAAAUGUUACCACACCCUUAAUAUUUUCAUAGUAGAUCUAUGUUAGAUCAAAUAGUUGCAUAGCAAUAUAUAUCAAUUUGUAUGUUUUUAGCUGUGACACAACUGUGUGAUAGAAAAGUAUACUUUAGUAGAUGUGAUUAUAACUCAAGAAUAACUCCUUAUUUAACCUUUUCAUAUUUUUAUACUUUUUCAUGUAUGCUUUUAGUGUAUACAUAUAGCAGCUAUGGAACCUAGGUGUAACCAAAAUAGAUUCUGGAGGCACAACAUUAAUGUAUAGCUUUUACAGUUUGAUAUACCAAAUUAAAAAAAAAAACUGUAUCUGGGAUUAUCUAUAAUGGGACAGUAUUACCAAAAUAAUAAAAAUCACUUUCAUAAUCUUAUGAAAUUUCAUUUCAUGUUGUAAUGAAGAUAGUUAAAUGUAUCCAUUUAUUUCUACUAUUACUAUAUAUCCUUGAAUAAAAUAUUUCAUCAUAAGA